Molecule: messenger RNA, 1629 nt
Organism: Plasmodium coatneyi
Lineage: Eukaryota; Apicomplexa; Aconoidasida; Haemosporida; Plasmodiidae
Product: Methionine aminopeptidase 2
Exons: 1
Coding region: 1-1629 (542 amino acids)
Biological process (GO): proteolysis
Molecular function (GO): metalloaminopeptidase activity
Source: RefSeq, a predicted model, not a curated record
AUGAAUAAGAGUAACAAGGGGGGGGCGAAGGGCAACACCACCAGCGGGAAGAAGAAACCCACGCAGAACAAUGAAAAGAGCAAAAGCGCCAAUGGGGGCGGGGUCCCCACCGUAGGGAAUAAGACGACAACCCAGCAGGAGAACGAAAAGAGGGAGUGCGCCGAUGUGGAGGCAGUGAAGAAGGAAUCUGCCAACAAGGCAGCUCCUAACAAACCAACCCCCAACAAAGCCGCUGCGAACAAACCAAACGGCGGCAAGGCCCCCGCGAAGAAGAGCAAGAAGAAGGUGGACAAGCUAGACCUCAUUCUGAACGAAUUCAAAAGCGAAACAAACCAAAACGGAGCCGCCCAAAAUGGUCACCAUGCAGUAGAAGACGAAGCAGAACCUGUCCCGGCGGAGGAGAAAUGCAAAAUAGACUUUGACGAGUUCGAAAUUGAAAAAAUAAAAAAAAACAUCACCCUGAAGGAACACCUAAUGGAGGAGCAAAAUAAUAGCCACAUAAGAUUACUAAAAAAUUGGCCCCAAGUGGAAAGGAGCAUACAGACCAACCCAGCAACAGUACCAAUCGAAAUGGUUUACCGAGGGAAGAACUACCCCGUCGGAGAAAUACAAAACUAUAAACAUGUCCUUAGUGGAAAAACACUACAAGAAAAAAAAGAGCUCGAAAAAUUAAGUUUGGAUUAUUAUGAGGAUUUAAGAAAAGCUGCAGAGUGUCAUAGGCAAGUUAGGAAAUACAUACAGACGUAUAUCCAACCGGGAAGAAAAAUGAUAGAUAUAGUAAAAGAGACAGAGAAAAAAACGAAGGAGUUGAUUUUAUCACAUAAGUUAAAUUGUGGCUGGGGGUUCCCAACAGGGUGUUCAUUAAACCAUUGUGCAGCUCAUUAUACGCCAAAUUAUGGAGACGAAACGGUUUUAAAAUAUGACGAUGUGUGUAAGUUAGAUUUUGGAGUGCAUGUUAAUGGGUAUAUUAUCGACUGCGCUUUUACCAUUGCUUUCGACGAAAAGUAUGAUAACCUUAUUAAGGCCACGCAAGAUGGAACAAACACAGGUAUUAAGGAAGCAGGAAUUGACGCCAGAAUGUGUGACAUAGGAGAAGCAAUCCAAGAAGCUAUCGAGUCAUACGAAAUUGAAUUGAAUCAAAAAAUUUAUCCUAUUAAGGCCAUUUCAAAUCUCAGAGGACACUCCAUUAAUAAGUAUAUUAUUCAUGGGGGGAAAUGUGUCCCCAUUGUGAAGCAGAAAGAAAAAAAUGAAAUUAUGGAAGAGGGGGAACUAUUUGCCAUCGAAACUUUUGCGUCCACUGGAAAGGGUUAUGUUACGCACGACAAUGAAUGUUCCCAUUAUAUGAGAAAUCCAGACAAACAAUUUGUACCCAUUAGAUUAAAUUCUGCAAAGACGCUAUUAAAAGUCAUUAACGAUAAUUUUGAUACACUGCCAUUUUGCCAUAGAUGGUUGGAUGACUUAGGACAGAAGAGACAUUUCAUGGCUUUGAAAACGCUGGUAGAUUUAAACAUAGUGGAGCCGUAUCCCCCCCUGUGCGAUGUGAAGAACUCCUUUACGUCACAAAUGGAGCACACCAUUUUGCUCCGCCCGACGUGUAAGGAGGUUCUCUCUCGGGGGCCAGACUUCUAA